This is a messenger RNA of Morus notabilis, 543 nucleotides long. RefSeq lists its product as uncharacterized. The record is from RefSeq and is a predicted model, not a curated record. The transcript has a single exon. The coding region runs from base 1 to 543 and encodes 180 amino acids. Lineage: Eukaryota; Viridiplantae; Streptophyta; Magnoliopsida; Rosales; Moraceae.
AUGGGCCACGGCGGUCCUAGCUGGCUGAUCACACUAACCAAUUUGAGAAGCUUGCGCUUGCAAUUCUGCCAAAGCCCUAAGAUUCUUCAUGCUUUGAGGAAACUCCAACCACUUGAAACACUAGAAUUAUAUGUUUUACGAGGUAUAGAUAAGGUUGGACCUGAAUUUUUCAAAGUAGAAAUUAAAAGCAACAUGAUUACUACAAGAAUAAGCGGUACUACUGGUCGGGAUGAUGAUGAUGGUGCAACAAUGGUGAAUCUUUUCCCCAAGCUUAAACGAAUUUUGUUUAAUUUGCCGUGGUGUUUCGAAUGGGCGGGAAUACUAAGGUGGAGUGUGGAUAGUCCUGUCAGAAUAAUGCCACGGCUUGAAUACCUCAAGCUUCAAGGCUGUUAUCCUCUAAAGGCGUUACCCGACUUCCUCCGGACAACACCAUUGAAGCAUUUGAUCAUAGAAGAUUGUCCGGAGUUAGAUGAGCAUUGUCGAGAACCGUCAGGAAAGGCGUGGAUCCAAAUUCAGCAUGUUCCAGACAUCCAGAUUCUCUAA